UUUAUUGGAGAUCCAAAUUCCACUUUCCAACGAGGCAUAUAAAAACAUCCCACCAAACCUUCCGUAACUGGGAUGAUCACCACCACAAUUGCAUGUGUUAAAAGCCAUUUCAACUGACUGUGUCUCUGUAGAAACCACGCAAUUUUAACAAAAAAAUUGUUUGCAUCAAUCAAUAUUUUUUUCUCCAUUGAUGCACAGGUCGUGCUCCAAGAACCAAACAGGUUUGCUGCUUACAGUUUCUUUAUCUAUUGUCUGCAUUCUUUCAUCGUUCCUUUAGAAAGAAGAUCAGGGUAGCUUGUUAUGUUACAUAAGUAUAUAUCAAGAUUUUGUAUACAACAAAUAUGGACAUUAAAGAGAAUAUCUUGAUGGGAAGAUAUGAGUUGGGUAGAUUACUAGGUCAAGGCACAUUUGCGAAGGUAUACUAUGCUCGCAAUUUGAGAACAGGAUCAAGUGUAGCAAUUAAGGUAAUAGACAAAGAGAAAGUUUCAAGAAUUGGGCUUAUUAAUCAAAUCAAGAGAGAAAUAUCAAUUAUGAGACUUGUAAAACACCCUAACAUCUUACAACUAUAUGAAGUCAUGGCAACCAAAACCAAGAUCUAUUUUGCCUUAGAAUACGCUAAAGGAGGUGAGCUUUUCAAUAAGGUAGCAAAAGGAAGGCUAAAAGAACAUAUAGCUCGUAAAUAUUUCCAACAGUUAAUCAGUGCCGUUGAUUUUUGUCACAGUAGAGGGGUUUAUCAUCGUGAUUUGAAACCCGAAAACUUGUUAUUAGAUGAGAAUGAAAAUCUUAAAGUCUCUGAUUUUGGGUUAAGUGCUCUUGCUGAAUCGAAGCGUGAAGAUGGCCUCCUGCAUACGACGUGUGGGACCCCUGCUUACGUGGCACCCGAAGUGAUCAAUAGGAGAGGCUACGAUGGUGAUAAAGCCGACGUUUGGUCUUGUGGGGUGAUUUUAUAUGUUCUUUUAGCUGGUUAUCUUCCAUUUCAUGAUUCAAAUAUACUCGAAAUGUAUAGAAAGAUUGGUAAAUCGGAAUUUAGGUUUCCAAAUUGGUUUCCAUUAGAAGCACGAAGAUUGAUCUUGAGAAUCUUGGAUCCGAAUCCCGUUAAAAGAAUCACAAUUUCGAAAAUAAAAGAAAAUUCUUGGUUUAAAAAGGGAAAGAUCGAAAAUAAUGGAGCUUCAGGGUCGUCGUCGUCGUCAACGGUUAUAAAAAGUCAAGAUUCAAUGAAGCCGUCGAGUAUGAAUGCGUUUCAUAUAAUCUCCCUGUCUCCAGGGUUCGAUUUGACAACGUUGUUUGAGGAAUCCCGACAUAAAAAGGAGGCGAGAUUUACUAUUUGGCGGCCGGCUUCUGUUAUUAUUUCUAAAAUGGAAGAAGUUGGUAAAGUUUUGGGGAUGAAAGUGAGUAAAAGAGAAGCGGGGUUGUUGAAAUUGGAGGGAAUGAAGGAGGGUAGAAAGGGAAUUUUGUCAAUUGAUGCUGAGAUAUUUGAGCUUACGCCGUCGUUUCAUAUGGUGGAAGUGAAGAAAUGUAAUGGAGAUACGUUGGAAUAUCAGAAAGUACUAAAUGAAGGUUUAAGACCUGGACUUGAAGAUGUAAUUUGGGAUUGGCAACAGGAUCAACAAGUACAACCAGAGCAGCAUGAGGGUUAGAAGGUUUGAUUAAAAAAGCAUGGACCAAGUCAAUAGGCAUGUAGUCGACAAGGAAGAAAUGUUGUAUCUAUGUGGAAAGCCUGAUUAGGCUGAUAUAAAAAAUAUACCUAGAUUAUAGAAAACUUUAUCACCUUAUCCAUGUAUAAUAGGCUAGCUGAUCAUAGCACAAAGACACAUCGCCUCUCACUCUCACUUUCGCUUUGAACACUCUUUAGCACAACUACACUCAUCAUGCGAUCAGUUAGUUAGCACCUGUAACCUAUUUUCUACUUAAUCAAAGUUCUAAAACAAUGUGACGUUA
Messenger RNA from Lactuca sativa (garden lettuce), 1938 nucleotides. RefSeq names its product SOS3-interacting protein 1. Gene Ontology annotation, biological process: protein phosphorylation; signal transduction. Gene Ontology annotation, molecular function: ATP binding; protein serine/threonine kinase activity. NCBI's taxonomy places the organism in Eukaryota, Viridiplantae, Streptophyta, Magnoliopsida, Asterales, Asteraceae. The record is from RefSeq and is a predicted model, not a curated record.